Eublepharis macularius is the source of this 3690-nucleotide messenger RNA. RefSeq names its product tumor susceptibility 101 (gene TSG101). Gene Ontology annotation, biological process: protein transport; endosome to lysosome transport; protein modification process. The transcript is spliced from 8 exons. The record is from RefSeq and is a predicted model, not a curated record. Bases 155 to 1387 code for a protein of 410 amino acids. Gene Ontology annotation, cellular component: ESCRT I complex. Lineage: Eukaryota; Metazoa; Chordata; Lepidosauria; Squamata; Eublepharidae. Gene Ontology annotation, molecular function: ubiquitin binding.
AUCGGAAGCGAGGCCAAGCCAGGCUUCCUGUAUAUGCGGGAGUUGAAGUUAGUGGGCGCUCGCGCGGGCGUGACAACUACAGCUACGACGACCGGCGGAGGAGGAGUGGGGAGUGGAUCGGGUCACCCGGAGGCGGGAGAGAGCGGCCGCCGCCAUGGCGCUGUCUGAUAGUCAGCUCAAGAAGAUGCUUGGCAAGUACAAGUACAGAGACUUAACUGUUCAAGAAACAAUCAGUGUUAUUGCCCAGUAUAAAGAUCUCAAGCCUGUAAUGGAUGGAUAUGUUUUUAAUGAUGGCUCAUCAAGAGAGUUGAUGAGCCUUACUGGAACCAUUCCUGUGAUUUACAGAGGCAACACAUACAAUAUCCCAAUAUGUCUGUGGUUGCUGGAUACAUAUCCAUUCAAUCCUCCCAUCUGUUUUGUUAAACCCACUAGUUCAAUGACAAUUAAAACUGGGAAACAUGUUGAUGCAAAUGGAAAGAUAUAUCUUCCAUAUCUACAUGAGUGGAAGCAUCCACAGUCCGAUUUGAUAGGACUGAUACAAGUUAUGAUUGUGGUGUUUGGAGAGGAACCUCCGGUCUUUUCUCGGCCUACUAUUUCAGCAUCUUACCCAUCCUACCAGGCAACAGGACCACCAAACACUUCCUACAUGCCAGGUAUGCCAAGUGGAAUAUCUUCUUACCCCCCAGGACCACCUCCCAACCCAAGUGGUUUUCCAAGCUAUGCUCCCUACCCUUCCCCUAGUGGACCAUUUCCAGCAACAACUAGCACACAACACUACCCUUCUCAGCCUCCUGUGACUACUAUGGCAGAUGUCAGAAGAAAGCAGAAACAGGUAUGGAUUUGUGGUCAUUCUUAUGUUUUCUGGGCAGAAAAACGGGCACUUGAGAGAAGCUUUGGCCCACAGCUUGGCAUUCCAAUAGAGGAUGCCAAAUUACAUUGGCUAGGAAAGAGCGGCAUGACAUGGGAUCAGUUAACACCCAUCCUGUUGCAUACACGGCGACGUCUAUCAGAUCCUGAUAUAUUGGUGGUGCAUCUAGGAGGAAAUGACCUGGCGAUGAGAAGUAAUUUGGAUAUCAUAAACCGAAUGAAGAAGGAUUUAGGACAUAUCAGGCACAUUUUCAAGAACAGCAUUCUGGUCUGGUCUAAUAUUGUGCCCCGCAAAGUAUGGAACCAAGAGGUGCCUCAUAAGCUGAUGGAGAAAAGCAGGCGAAGAGUCAAUAAAGAAAUCGGCUUGUUUAUAAAGAGUAUUGGAGGGAGUGUGAUUAAACAUGAGUCACUUAUACCAACGUCUUCUGGAUUGUUCCAUCUGGAUGGUGUCCUGUUGUCUGAAAGUGGCACAGAUGUCUUCAACCUGGAUUUAUUAAGUAUUUUGGAGACUUUGAUCUGACUGUUUCUUUGGAAGAAGAAUUACUGACACAGGCUUUGUGUUAAAUAAAUUUCUCUCCAGGGAUAGAAAUCAUUAGAAGAAGAUUGCACACAGUGUGGAAAAAUGAGUCUGUAGACAUUGAAGUUGCCUUUUUAGAUUGCUAAUACAGUUUGAUAUGUAUGGCAUUGACUUACAACUAUUACAGUAAUGUAUGAACCCAUAUAUUAAAUUUAAGCAUUGCAAGUUGCAAAUUCCAUUUAAUAUUUUUGUGUUGAAUUCAGUUUAGUUUCCCAGUGUACUUGAAGAAACUGCCAAACAGUUUUACCUCCUGAUUUUAAUUUCAUCUCUAAAAAUACUCAAUGGACAUAGCAUUUAUAAAAGUGUUUCAGUGUUAAACAUCAAUACUAUCGUGUUUGCACUGAGUUUUACAGAAUUUUUAAAAAAUAUAUAACUUUUGGAAUGGAGGGCAAUUAGGUAGAACAGGCAAAGAGGAGUCUUUUGCUAUAUUUUUUGAAAGGUGCAGACAGGCAGGGGUACAUCACUUGAAUUAAAUAAACUAGGAACAUUUUUGGUGGAAGCAGAAAGCAGUGGGUUGGGUCGUAUGUUCUGUGAGUGUAGCUGUACAGCAUCACACCUCCAACCCUCUUGAUAUUGCCUGCUAUAUUCCCAUAAAUCCUGCACCAGAUUGUCAGUGGACACUUGGGAACAGUAUAAGGGACGUGUAGGUAGUCUGCCGUGAGAGGAGGAAGAAGACUGAAAUGUGUUGCUUGUAUGAGCAGAAAAAAAUAUAGAACCAGCAACCCAACUAUGUAAGCUAUGUUAAUGUUAUUUUAAAUGCGUUCAUACAAAAGAACUUCCUUUGUAACUUCAGUAGUUUGUGUUAAUCUAGAUGCUAAAGGUUUUAAGUGAAGACAGGUUCCCCAGUCAGGAGCAUUGCAUGCGCUCCAGUGCACAUAAAGAGUUUUGCAUAAGGAUUGCUUGGUUCCUUUCCUAGAGAACAGAAUCACAGUCAUGAAUGAAUAAACUUAAGGAUGUGCUUCCUCCAUUGAAAAAAUGAUUGAGUGAGGGCCUCUUCAUUAGCCUUGGAGUUUCCAUGCCUGAAACAGUUUGGUGGUUUGGUUGGUGUCUUUAAAUAUAAUUUAAUUUUCCAGUUCCCUUCAGUACAUUUUGUAUAAAAUGACAGGCGCUGUGUAAAUUUACUGCGCAGCCACUACCCUUAAUUAACACAUUUUGUGUGGGUACUUCCUAAGCACUUCAUUUUAGUCUAGGUUUUGAAGUUGAGCAGGUGACUGCAGCGACCACAUUUUUUAAAACUUCAGAAUUGGCCUAGGGGAGGGGUGCUGUAUUAUAUGUUUAAAUACAUGAAGUUGAUUUUCUGCCUGCACUUAAGCUGUUUAACUGUUUGACAUUAUCUCUGUAAAGCAGUCAUGCUGCAUAUUGCUGUGGCAUUGCCAUAUCUUUUCCUGGAAAUGGCAGAAGGCUCUAUCAAUUUGCAUAAUCUUAUAGAACAAAGGUUUUCACUAUCAAUUUAAGUGCUUGCUAGGAAAAAUUGAAAAUUUUAAAAAGCAUCUUACUAGAGAAAUUGUUAAAUAAUCUUUCCGGCAUCACUGCUUGAUUUAAACUCUUACCAUUAAGGUAUGUGAUCCUUAUCAAGUUUAAAGAUAGUAUCACUUAUAGGGAAAUAUGUUUAAAAGAAGCCACAUAUGAUAAUAUCCCUAGAUGCUUGGUAGUAAAUUUCACAUCAUUUUUGUAUGGGACAGUGCCUUUAAAGUUUCUCUCACAGGAGAGAGAAAGAGCCUGUUUUAAUGGGGUCUGUCAUCUCAUCUCCUCCUCAAGUCACUACCUAGAAAAACAUUAUUUAAUUCUUCUGCUCAGCGUUUGGGCUGUGGACUCUGGGAAGCUGUAGUUCACCAUGGACUUUAUUCUCUAAUGUAACAUAACAGAUGUAGAUCUGUAGAUCUUGCCUCACAUAGAAAUGCUUUUCAUUACAUUUUAAGAUUAAAACCUUGAACGAUUUUAUUUUUACGUUAACUUCUGUUUGAAUAACUCACAGUUUUCCACCAGGAAAACUAUAUAGCCUUUGGAGGGGUAGGGAGAGAGGGAAACUAGGGCUCAGUUCUACACACACACAUAUAUAUAUAUGAUGCAGUUCUUUCCAGGGAAAUAGCAGCAUUUUGUAAGCUGCUUGUAUUAGGACUUUCUAAGAUCCUAUAUACUGGUUGGACCCUUCUGUCUUUUCUGUUGUUGGACAGUGUUGUUUUGAUUAAUCAGUCUAGUUUGUGUGACUUGAUGAUUUGUGUGUUAAAAAUAAAAAGUAAUCUUUA